This is a messenger RNA of Epinephelus fuscoguttatus (brown-marbled grouper), 4013 nucleotides long. RefSeq names its product calcium channel, voltage-dependent, gamma subunit 6b (gene cacng6b). Gene Ontology annotation, biological process: regulation of calcium ion transmembrane transport via high voltage-gated calcium channel. Gene Ontology annotation, cellular component: membrane; L-type voltage-gated calcium channel complex. The record is from RefSeq and is a predicted model, not a curated record. Gene Ontology annotation, molecular function: calcium channel regulator activity. Lineage: Eukaryota; Metazoa; Chordata; Actinopteri; Perciformes; Serranidae. Bases 487 to 1278 code for a protein of 263 amino acids. The transcript is spliced from 5 exons.
UUAUGUACCUCCCUCUCGCUUUCUCACUAACUCUCCCAUCACCACUCUCCCCCUCUAUUAAGUUUCAAGCGUCUCUUCCUCCUGAACUGAACAACACACACCAAACAGGGGACUGGACGGACAACAGAAAUUUGCUCUCCUGGUCCUCGCCUCCAUCACCUUCCAUUUUGUCAUUUCCUUGCUUCAUCCACCCCACCCACCUCACUGUAGCUUUUUAACAUCUCUCUGUCUAAUUUAAUUGUUUCGCCCUUGAUCCUUUGUUCGCUAUGACUGAUUUUGCUCAAUGUACCCAUCCAUCACAGGCUAGUUAAUAGCUUUGUCUUCAUACUAUUUUAAAACUUCCAAACCUCCACUUUCUUCACAUUUAACCUCGCCCCAUUCUCCUACACCACCCCUCCAUUUUUUCAUCUAUUACUUCCUCCUCUACUCUUUAGCCAAAGUGCACUACUCUUUACCCCAAUCUUCCUCGGGCCAGUUGAGAUCAACAUGUGGUCCAACUUUUUCGUACAGCAGGAUGAGGACGGUCGGAUCGGAGUGGCAGGGGCUGGACAAGGUGGGGGUUUGGGUGGAGUGAAAGGUGGAAGGAGGAGGAUCCACAAGAUGAGCGACAGUCAGGAGGGAAAGAUCAAGCUGGCCUUCUUUGUGGCUAUCAUUGGUGUGACCCUGACGGUGCUGGGCAUGGGGACAGAGUUUUGGGUGGAGCUGGCCCAACCAAAGAAUUUCAGUGGCAACCAGACCUGCCAGAUGGCCCAUUAUGGCCUGUGGAAGGGCUGCAUCCGCACCCUAUGGGUGGCUGACAUAGACCCGGAGAGGACGAGCUGUGGCCCUGCUGAACUACCUGGAGAAUCCAACUGCACCUACUUCAAAUUCUUCACCUCUGGGGAGAACGCAGUCAUAUUCAAGAAGACAACUAACAAGAAGCUGAAUCUAGCUGCAGCUAUCUUGGCCCUUUUGAGUCUGACCAUGAUGGUGAUGGGCUCCAUCUGUAUCGCCAUGUCUCUCAGCAAAGGAGUGCCCUUCUUUCUCAAGCCAGCCUCCUUCUGUUUCAUCCUAUCAGGUGUACUGGUGCUUAUCUCUGUCCUGAUAUUCCACCAGUCCGUGCUGGCCCUGCUGUCCAGUGACCACUCCAUACCUUUACACCAUGAGCUGUCCUGGUCUGUGGCCUGCGUGGGUUCAGCGGGAGCCAUUCUUAUUUUCGGAGGUUUCCUGUUCAUCAUCCUCUCCCUUCCUUUCAGCCCCUGGCAGAAAUGCCUGCCACAGAAGAAUAGCGCCACCUAGCACUUGAAUGAUAAUAAAAUACACAUUUAGUAUUCUUGAUGUCUUGUUUGAGAGCAAGCAGAGAUGUCCAGUUCACAAGGGCUGUCACUUUGCUUGUUCUUAGCAUUUGUCACAGACAUCGUACAAGGUCUUAAUCAAAUGUAUGAAGAGAAGUCAGCCACACAUCUGUGAGGCCUCCAGAACUUGCAAUAAAAAUGUUUUAGUGUUUUUAGUAGAAAAUAGACAGAAGGAGCAACAGGGUUACUGCUGACUGUUUUUUUUUUCAGCUCUGUGUUGUGUUUACUUAAACAAGUGUCACAAAUAGGCUUGUUAGCCUGCCUGUCGCUGUACAUUCAAACAUAAAUCUGGUCUUUUGCUAGCAUAAGGGGAGUAAAAAAAACUUCUUUAACGCCAAGACAUUUUUCUAUUUUUAAACUUUUUGUAGUCAGUUUAACAUGGAAGCCCAUUUCUACCAAGAUCAUUUAAAAAACAUGGAAAGUUAGCAACACGUCCUCCAAAUUAAGCAACAGAAUGACGCCUUUAUUGGCAGAAUUUUUUCAGAACUUUUAGAAAUCACUACUUGAAGAGGCCCAAUGCAAAAUUCAGAGCGUGUGAGUUGUCUGCACACAGUUCUCAACAUGGAGAUGGCUAAACCAGCGGCUGGCAGCUACAGUGCUAACUCCAUAAACAGUGCUAAACAGCAACAACAGUGCUGACAGAGCUAAUGGUGUAAUCCAGGGAGGGUGGGUGCUUCCGCAAUGAUGUCAUCCCGAUACCAGUGAUAACCGUAGUAGGAGUUGUGAUGACUAUGGGUUUGUAACAGCUAUCUCAUGGAAUACAUGCACCAACUGGCUUACAACAACAAACCACAGAGAAGCUCGGAUUACAAAACACAGAGGUAUCAUGACUUAAUUCUCUGCUCAGGACGCCAUGACUCCGCUAUAUCUGUACAUAGCAAAUAAUUGUUUGCUGUUCUAAAUACCCUGAAAGUCACAUACAGAACCUUAAGCCUGUUUUAUGUUGUGACAAUGCCGUUGGUUAAAGUUUUGAUUAGAUUUAAGCGCAAACGCAACUUGGUUAGGGUCAGGGAAAGUUCAUGGUUUGGAUUAAAUGACUGCUUUGUUAAGGUUAUGGGACCAUCUUCUUUAUGGUUACAAUAAUAAACACAUGGUUAAGGUUAGGGGAUGAGCAUGGUCAUGAUUUUUGAGGAACUAUUUUGCUGACCUAUCUUUGCACUCUGAUCUCUUCCCUAUAUGACCUUUGUCGCUCUACAAUAGCAACUGACUAACAUUUUGCUCCUAUCAUAAUUACUACAGCUGCUAGAAGGCUCUGUCCCUUGGAGGGCACUGACGUAACCUUGGUUAAGACCCUUGAAUCCACCCACUCCAUUGAGUUUGAGUUGACUGAUUCAUCUGUCAUCAUGGCGGUUUCUUGGUUAAAAUAAAAAUGUAAGUGUAAAACAUGUAAAACAGUAAGUGCCGCAAGGGAUACGAUCAGCCAAUCUGUGUUAUAUGCUGGACUAAUGCUAUUGUUAAGUAUUCAAAUGGUGCAACAGAACCAGUAAGAAGUAAUAACAACAAUGGUGGCCGCUAUAGACAAGAUGGACAGGGCAAAUUGUCUUCUUAAUAUCACUACGUUGAUCUCUGGUGAUUAGUUAGGGAAAAUCAAAUCCCCCAUAGAAAUCAUUUAGACUGGAAGAAGAUUAUCUUGCUGAACAAAACAUAUAAGUAUCAUAAAGGUUUGUUUUCCUCUGAGCUUAUUUUCUGCAAUGAUUCAAAAUCCAAAGGAAAAAUCUCAUAGGCGUAUUGACGAGGGAACCAGGGCGACACUAACUUCCAUGUCGGCCUACAGAAAAAUGUCGUCCCUGGAGCACUCUAUGUCAGACUGAAGGUGGAAACAGACUGUAACAAGACAACAGUUUUGUCUGAUAUCAGGCAAGCACUGAUGCAGUUAUCUUCUUAGGGUAGUCUCAAAGUUACAUAACAAAAAUUAAAAAGUAAAUCACUGUAGAUUGUAAAUCAAAUGUCAAAAUGAUGACUAGCAAGUCAGAAAUUUGGACUUAGCAUCACAUAAUUAGACUUACCCUGAGUAUUUCUUAUUUUUAAUAUGCUUAACUUUUAGUGUUUUUUCAGGCAGAAAUGAGCUUCCAUAGUUUAAAACUCCUAAACCACCAUCAUAAUGUAUCACCAUCAUUGUAGCAACAUGCUAACAGUCAGCGAGGAGGAAGUCCUGAUUACUUUCAGAGAAGUUACUUGUCAUAUCUGCUACAUGUUGCCUGAUCAACAGUCAGUGAGUGUCCUUAAUAUUCUAGCAAUAAGUCAUAUGAAGCUUUUUAUUACUUAAUACUUGAUUUAAAAAAAGAGGCUUCAAGUCGUUAUUUAUUACAGAUGUGUGUUUUUCAACUAUUAGGUGAAUGCUGCUUGGGUAUGAAUGUGCGCUGAAUGAAAUCAACUGUGAGAAGUGGUUAAAAUACCAUUUUGUAUAUCAGAGAAUUGUAUGGACUCACUUUAUAAGCUCAACUUUGUACAUAAAUUGAAUAUAUGUGUUUAUAUUGUAUGAAUGGUCACUGUUUGUGGUGCUGUCUUCAGUCACUUUAUUUGCGAUACUAAGGUAGUAAAUACACUUUAUUUUUGUUGUAGGAUGCUCACCUUGUCUCUCUAUCAGGAAAUGCUAUUUUACAGAAUAUAUGCUCAUUUCUACUCAUGUAUGUGUACAGUAUGUGGCACCAGGUUUGCUUUUCAUUAAAGGGAUUUAAC